UACAGAAUGUCCACAGAGAAGAUGAAACAUGGAAGAUCUGAACAUGAACAAAGGUUAAAGACUGAAAAACGAGUUUACAACCAGAAACAUGCAACAAAGACUGACAGCAGAGUCAGGCACGUGACUGUGUUUGAUUACAGACGAUGAAAAUUAAAAAAUAAACAAGAUAAACAAAAUAAAUAAAGAUAAAUCAGAUCAAAAAUGAAAAGAUGCAGAUGAGAGAGAGCUGAUAUAAACAUAUGUUACAUGUUGAUAUUAAAGACAGACAGUGGACAGAGACAGUGUGGACAGAGACAGUGUGUCCUGAGGAAAGGGGCGGGGACGGUCACUUCACGUGUUACAUAAAGGUUUGCACGGAGCUGCUGCUGUUCGACACUCUGCAACACAGAACAACUCACCUGAAGUACACACAGCAGGGACACACACACACUGUGCAGAAACAUGGCGGCUUCCCUGCUGAGGAUAGGACGGCUGGGCUGUGUCAAGUGUCUGCAGGCUGAGAGCUGGAGCACUCUGAGGCGAGCUCCUGCAGCCUUCAGCACAAAAUCAGGAGGUUCGAAGAAGUCGUCCAAAAAGACGUCAGACAAAGACCAGCCUAAAACGUACUUCGAUUUAGAGAAACUUGUCCAGCACAAAACGUAUGACCUUCCCAAGAAAGAAGUCUCACCUCUAGCAGCUGCUGCUGCAGCAGAGGCUGCCGCUAAACCAAGCGCUGCACCCGAGGCCGUGGUAGAAGCUGCCGCCCCGGUGGUAGAAGCCACUCCGGCUGCUGAAGCCGCACCGGUUGUUGAGGCCGUUGCCGAAGCCGCGCCGGUUGUUGAGGCCGUUGCCGAAGCCGUUGCCGAAGCCGCACCGGUUGUUGAGGCCACUGCACCUAUUGUUGAGGCCGUUGCCGAAGCCUCACCUGUGGUUGAAGCCGCUGCACCGGUUGUUGAGGCCGUUGCCGAAGCCGCACCUGUGGUUGAGGCCGCUGCAGAAGAGGUAUCUCCAGUUGAAGCCACACCUGCAGUUGAAGCCGUUGCCGAAGCCGCACCUGUUGUUGAGGCUGUUGCCGAAGCCGCACCUGUUGUUGAGGCUGUUGCCGAAGAGGUACCUCCGGUUGAAGCCACACCUGCAGUUGAAGCUGUUGCAGAAGCUGCACCUGUAAUUGAAGCCGUCGCCGAAGUGAUUGCCGAAGCCGCACCUGUGGUUGAAGCCGUUGCCGAAGUGGUUGGCGAAGCUGCUCCUGUGGUUGAAGUUGUCGCUAAAGCUGCAGCAUCUAUAGCCGAGGCCACUGUCCCAGUUGCUGAGGCUGCUUCAGCAGAACCUGUUGUUGAGGCGGCUGCAGAAGCUGCACCAGUUGUAGAAGAGGCACCAGCUGAAGCCCCAGUAGAAGCAGCCCCAGAGCCUGUAGUCGAUGUUUCUGCCCCCGUCGAGAGCGCCGAGGAGCUGGUGGAUCCCGCUCCGGUCGUAGCUGAAGCUGCAGGAGAGGAGCUGCAGGCGCCAACUGAACCAGUUGAACCGACUGAGGCUCCGAUGGACCCGAUUCAGAAGCUCUUCUUGGACUCCAUACGCACGUACUCCACGAAAAGCCAGGUUACAGGAGGGCUGGUGGACGCAGGUUCAGAGUAUGAGAAGGCCUUAGCAGAGGAGAUCUCAAAGCUUCAGAGACUCUACGGUGGUGGAGACCUCACAUCUUUCCCAGAGUUCAAAUUCACAGAGCCGAAGUUUGACGAAGUCUCCCCGAAGUGAAACCUCAGCACUUUACAACUUUUCUACUGUCGCCUUCUUCCUGUUCUCCAUCUUUUCCUCCGACAGUCUGCUUCAGCGUCAGACUUUUACAGCGAGCCUUUCUUUGCCUCCAGCUUCAUGUGUGAGAAUCGAGUCUGUGAACUUAGAGCUGUGAAAUAUUAAGCUUUGUGUAGAUCGAGCUGAAUAUGUGGGAAACAAUAAAGUUCAUAUUUGUCGUCU
This is a messenger RNA of Larimichthys crocea (large yellow croaker), 1950 nucleotides long. Its product is annotated as calphotin. Gene Ontology annotation, molecular function: proton transmembrane transporter activity. Gene Ontology annotation, cellular component: proton-transporting ATP synthase complex. The transcript is spliced from 7 exons. Bases 442 to 1731 code for a protein of 429 amino acids. Gene Ontology annotation, biological process: proton motive force-driven ATP synthesis. NCBI's taxonomy places the organism in Eukaryota, Metazoa, Chordata, Actinopteri, Sciaenidae. The record is from RefSeq and is a predicted model, not a curated record.